This is a messenger RNA of Spodoptera frugiperda (fall armyworm), 628 nucleotides long. RefSeq lists its product as uncharacterized. The transcript is spliced from 3 exons. The record is from RefSeq and is a predicted model, not a curated record. NCBI's taxonomy places the organism in Eukaryota, Metazoa, Arthropoda, Insecta, Lepidoptera, Noctuidae. The coding region runs from base 71 to 547 and encodes 158 amino acids.
CAGAUUGGUACCAAUUUGAAAAACAAGUGAACGUUGCCACUCCUCUCUCUAUAUGAAGUUUUAAGCAAAAAUGACUGUCCCUUUAAGAUUUACAAUUCUUUUAUGUAUUUUCGUAUUUGUGGCUUCCAAGCAGUUGCAUGAAAAACUCACAUUGGAAGCAAAAGAUAAAGAUGAGAAAGGUUUCAUGAAUUUAUUCAACAACCAGGACGAAUUCAUCAAGAACGAACGGAUCCACGCGACAGCUGAAGUAGAGAUAGAGUUGUUACAUCUAAAAAAGAGUAUCUUGUAUUUUUUACAGUAUGCUCGACAUGUGAAGGCAGUAUCGGAGAGCGUGAUCGACCACCUCUUGAACGAAAUCAAACAACAGUACCGUAGCCCAAACUAUAACUCAAACAGCCCAAUACCACGGCUGAUAAAGAAUUUAAACAAAGAACUGAAGAGAAAUGAACAGAUCAAACUGCAGAAGGAGAAGGAAAAGAGAAAGGGAGUUAAGAAGAAUAAAAGGAACAAUAACAGAAGGACAAGGGUCACGACAAAAACGAACUAAUUGAAGACGAUGUAACCAAAAAUGAUACGAUGCUUAGCGAAAAUAUAAUUUAUUAUUUUACGGAAUAAAGUUUAAAAUAUA